AUGGUGUUUUCUGGUGAAGAAGAAGAGGGUAACAUGGCGACGGGUUCUGAGAGAGUGAAGCCUCUUCACAAUUUCAUGUUACCUUGUUUGAAGUGGGGGACUCAGCGUCACCUGAGAUGUAUGAAGAUUGCUUCCGACGAGGGAUCGCCGUCGGAGUCAGAGAAAAAGAGGAGCAAGAUCAACGCCGACGACGAUGGGAUCGGUGCUGUUAGGGAGAAGUUGAUGCUUGAUCUGAAGACUGAAGCUGAUAGACUGAAAGAUGCGAUAUUGAGAAAGGAGAAAGAGAAUAAUGGUGGCGGUGAGGAUUAUGAGGUUGAGGUUGAGGUUGCGACGGCGGCGAGGAGGGAGAGGACGUGGAAUUUGAGAACGAGGAAAGGUGUUUUCGUUGGUGGCGGUGGUGGAGAGAGUGGAAAGGGGUUGUUGUUGAAUAUUGAUGAAAAGAAACCUAACGUGUCGGUGUCGCCGUUGAGGAAUGGUAACGGCGGCGUUAAUUUGAAGGGUGGUGGUGAUUCGAAUAAAAAGAUGAAAUUUUCAUUGACCUUGACGAAGAAGGAAAUUGAAGAGGAUUUCAUGAAGAUGGUGGGUCAUCGGCCUCCGAGAAGGCCCAAGAAAAGACCAAGAAUUGUUCAGAGGCAAAUGGAUACACUUUUUCCUGGUAUGUGGUUGUCUGAGGUUUCUGCUGAUGCGUACAAGGUUCCUGAUGGUCCAGAGAAUAAUGGCAAGAAAUAG
Molecule: messenger RNA, 729 nt
Organism: Vicia faba (fava bean)
Lineage: Eukaryota; Viridiplantae; Streptophyta; Magnoliopsida; Fabales; Fabaceae
Source: the annotation of a GenBank genome assembly